Rhineura floridana is the source of this 3584-nucleotide messenger RNA. It is a transcript of the gene LUC7L, whose product is annotated as LUC7 like. The coding region runs from base 493 to 1716 and encodes 407 amino acids. The transcript has 11 exons. NCBI's taxonomy places the organism in Eukaryota, Metazoa, Chordata, Lepidosauria, Squamata, Rhineuridae. Gene Ontology annotation, biological process: mRNA splice site recognition. Gene Ontology annotation, molecular function: mRNA binding. Gene Ontology annotation, cellular component: U1 snRNP; U2-type prespliceosome. The record is from RefSeq and is a predicted model, not a curated record.
GGCGAGGCGGGGGCCUGCAGGAAGGAAGCGAGGAAGCGCCUUGGGCCCGGCGCCGACACACACACACACAGAGGCGUUGGGGCCUGGAGCGGCGGGGUGCCGCCGUGGCUGAGGCCGAGGCCACCACCUCUCGUCGCCUUCCCUCCGCGGCGGGGCCCAGCAGCGGGGCCUGGCCUCGAGAGGCCCACCCAGAGGCAGGGCCUCGCGUCCCCUGUCAGCAAACCGAGGCUUUCCACCCCCCUGGCAAGAGGCAGCGCCCAAUCCUCUUUUUAAAAAGCACACGUGCGCACACAAGGCUUGGGCGUUCAGGUUCUGGGAGGGAGAAGGCUAAGCGCUCAGGGUACGCUCAGAGGCACUCUUCUCCUCGCCUCCCCCCCCCUUUGCGUAAUUUCACAGGUUCCUGGCUGGAGCCUUUGCAUUGGCCCUUGCCGCGCUGAACAUACAUAACAGCCCUUGCUCAGAUUUGGGCAUGGGGGAUUGUCCUGGAAAUAUAUGAUAAAAGGACAUUUUUGGCUGAUUGGUGCAUUGAAAACAAAAACAGGAGCAACUUUAAAGUUGCUUCUCUCAGUGGUUGUUAAUCAUAAUAGGUUCAGUGUAUCUUUGCCUGCCUACAUCAAUCUGCAAGGGAGUUGCAGAAAAGCCUCAUGUUCAUCGAGCCGAGAUGAAACCAGGCAAAGGGUGAAGUUCACAGAUGAACGGGUCUGCAAGAGCCACCUUCUGGACUGUUGCCCUCAUGAUAUUCUGGCGGGAACGCGCAUGGACCUCGGGGAGUGCACCAAAAUUCAUGAUUUGGCACUAAGAGCCGAUUAUGAGAUUGCAAGUAAAGAGAGAGACCUGUUCUUUGAGCUGGAUGCAAUGGACCACUUGGAAUCUUUCAUUGCUGAAUGUGACAGGAGAACUGAACUGGCAAAGAAACGACUUGCAGAGACGCAGGAGGAGAUCAGUGCUGAAGUGGCUGCAAAGGCAGAAAAGGUGCAUGAACUGAAUGAAGACAUUGGCAAACUCCUGGCUAAAGCUGAGCAGCUGGGAGCCGAAGGGAAUGUGGACGAAUCCCAGAAGAUACUGAUGGAAGUGGAGAAAGUCCGAGCCAGAAAGAAAGAAGCGGAGGAGGAAUACCGUAAUUCUAUGCCUGCAUCCAGUUUCCAGCAACAGAAGCUGCGUGUCUGUGAGGUCUGUUCUGCAUACCUUGGUCUCCAUGACAACGAUCGUCGCCUUGCAGAUCACUUUGGAGGCAAAUUGCACUUGGGCUUCAUUCAGAUUCGUGAGAAAUUGGACCAGUUGCGGAAAACUGUGGCAGAAAAACAGGAGAAGAGAAACCAGGACCGCCUGAGACGGAGAGAAGAGAGAGAGCGAGAGGACCGGACGGGGCAGCGGUCUGGCUCAAGAAACCGAGAUCGCAAACGGUCUCGCUCUCGAGAGCGGAGGCGAAGGCAUUCGAGGUCUGCUUCCCGCGGGAAGCGGAAAUCCCGCUCCAAGUCCCGAGAACGAGAGAGGCACAGGCGCCAUCGCAGCCGUUCCGGCAGUCAUAGCAGAGGCCAUCGACGGGGAUCCAGGGACAGGAGUUCAAAGCACAAAUCCUCUAGAGAUCGGUCUUCAAGAGAGAAAUCGCGGGAAAAGGAGAAGAAGGAGAAGAGCUCUUCCGAAAGGCGGCACGAGAGCACCAACGGCAAAUCUCACUCGAAGAGGUCAGAAGAGAGGGAAGCCGGUGAGAUCUGAACUCCGGGCACCAUCUGUAUUGUACUGUGCAUAUGUGUAUAUAUAUAUAGUCUUGAGAAACAUCCUACAUGGCCCAAAUUUCUCAUUUAUAUUAACUGAAUACAGCACAUCUUUUGUAGUUCUGAAUUUCUAUUGUUCCUGCCCGUAAGCAAAGCCAGGCCUGUAACAGUUCCUUACUGGUGACUUGAGACUUUGUCUUUUAAUAGAAAGAAGCAAAACUCAACAGCUGCCCUUCAACACAGAUCAGCAGCUGGAAGCUGCCCUGCCCUGUGGGGUGGGGUCAUCAUCUGCCGUAAAAAUCCAUCCCCCACAUGCCUACUUUAAAAUAUCACCUUGCCUUUCCCUUGCAGACUUAAGUUCGUAACAUGCUAAAGAACCUCAGCAGCGCUUGUGCUUCCACCCCUCCCACCUUUCUAAACGUGGCAGGUUCAUUUAACGUAUCUGAUAUUCAAGAUCUUUAGCUAAACGUGAACAAGCCAGAUUGGUCAAAAAGUAACUUACACAGCAGGUGAGCUCAGUGAAGUCAUAUUGGGGCAGCUGUACAACAUGGCACAAGAUCUUCCCUUUUUUUGUUGUUGUAGUAGUUGUAUUUAGCGCUUGGCCAAGUAGCACAGCAUUUUAAAUUUAAAUGGAUAUUGGUUGAAUUUUGCACUCUGAGACUUCAUUUCCCCCCCCCCCCUUUAAUCUGGCUCUGGUGUCCUACCUUUCAGGUUGUCAUUGCUGACUCCAGUGGAUAUAAAUACAUAUUUUUUGCCUGAUGGAGAGGUCCUAAUUUAGGUGGAAUGGGAUUCUGCACAGGGCAGUCGCAGAUACUUCAGAGCGCUCUUGGAACAGGAAAGUGUAUUAAAGCCGUUCCAUUAAGAGCAACUCUUACAGUAACACAAAAUGGCUCUCCUUAUUUGGCAGAUGAGGAACUGGCUGAGGCAGCCCUGUUGCAACCUGGUGAACAAACAGCUCCCACUCCUGGAUGUGUUGUGCAGUUACAAAGAGAGAGGCUAUUUUGGUUGGGAGGGUGUUGAGCCAAUUGUAACGGUGCCUACUAUAAGGCUGUACUUGCAGUGACUAUUUACCUGAAACACAUUUGGUAGGUGAGCGUUGAAGAGGUAGUGGGACAUAAUCUUACCUAAGUCAUGAUGUCCUUAAGCCCAUUUUAAUAACUGCUGGCAGCAGCUGAAUUAUGACAUAUGGCAGAAGACAGACAAGUUAGAAUUGCUGCUGCAGAGUGCUGUGCCCAGGGUACUGGGAGUUUCUGACUUGGUUUUUCUUUGUAUAAUUAUCCGGUAGAUCACCGACCCAUUCCUAUGUGCCUCUUCUUCUCCCCCAUCCCAUUUAACUUUUUAAAUUUUUUUGUGCUGCAGCAUUGCAGGGAAUAGCAGAAUUGUGUUCAACAGUGCAUGCUUAGAGUUUCUUUCCCUAUUUGCCGUCACUGCUGAAUUCUACCUUUUUUCUAUGAGGAAGUUGUUGGGGAGUAGGUUCUCUGGGCUUUGAUUUUGUGUGUUUGUGAGUGACUGCCAGGAGAACUAACUAGACAACAGAAGAAACCUUUGGGGGGGGGGGGGAGAUCCGAUUCAGACCUACAGCUCAAUACAGCUCCCAUCGGGACAGGUAAUAUCCAGGUACGGGCAAAUCUAGAACUCUUGCCCCUUUGGAAGGUCAGUGGGCCCACUAAGAAGCCAGCAAGGCAUAUCACAUUAAAGUGUACAAAAUAUUAGGAAUCCGUCCCUCAGUGGGGUUUUUAUGUUUUUGUAUUUGCGGUCCUUAACAGCACCUUUGUUUGCCUUUUGAGGGGCAUUGGUCUCCGUAACAAAGAUGUAAGUAAAAUGCUCUUUUCUUGCCAGUCUUAUUCACAUUAAAAGCUUAUCUUUGUG